AUGCCACCAACUGCGAAUUCUGCAAGGUCUCCAGCACCGAAUGCUCAGAAAAAGAAGGCAAAAUCAGCAUUACCAUCAACAAAAACGAAUCAAACACCUUCUGCAACUCCAAUUGAUACUGCCAAAAAUGGGUCAAAUGAAGAUGGAAAAAAACCAACUAUAACACCAACUCCAGAUGUUGCACCUGAUAAGAAUAGUAGAGUAAUGGGAAUGAAUGAAGUGGCGGAAGAAGUUAAAAAACCAAUAAAUACACCGAAAAAGAAGAAAAAGGAAAGAAAGGAAUUAGUGAGAAAAACUAAUUUGAUUUCUCAUAUCAGGCCUGGAUGUCCAAGAGACGUGGAUAUUAUCAGAAGGCGUGCAUUCGAAGAUGAACUCAUUCAGUUUGAAACCGGAGAGUUCACAUACUCAACAGACCCAACUCGUUAUCGUUUCCGAUCAAUACCACCUCUAGAACUGGUUAUUCAAUUCGUAUUUCCAUCACUUCUUCUACUUGCAAUCAUGCUCGCUUCUGUUUCCUGUAUGAUUUUUCUAACGAAAGAAUAUGAAGUUGAAAUGGAAUUCAACGAUAUGAGUGAAGUAUCAUUCUCGAAAUAUGAUAGUUAUGUUAUUGUGGAUAAUAUAGAUGCCCAUUUGAAAAAUGAGACUAUUCUACGACAUUAUAACUGCCCAGGAUUGGUUCAAGGUCCAUAUAAAAAACUGGAUGAGCAUGAAUUUGCAUUUUUGAAGUUUGAAAGUAGACGGAUCAAAAAUGCGAUGAAGGCGUUGACAUAUAGAUGGAUAGUUCAAACCGAGGUAGUUAUGAAUAUGAAUUUCGAUUGUCCUCCCAGUGUAAUUCUCGAAUUGGAAUAA
Molecule: messenger RNA, 849 nt
Organism: Caenorhabditis remanei
Lineage: Eukaryota; Metazoa; Nematoda; Chromadorea; Rhabditida; Rhabditidae
Exons: 6
Coding region: 1-849 (282 amino acids)
Source: RefSeq, a predicted model, not a curated record